Adineta steineri is the source of this 1479-nucleotide messenger RNA. Lineage: Eukaryota; Metazoa; Rotifera; Eurotatoria; Adinetida; Adinetidae. The record is from the annotation of a GenBank genome assembly.
AUGUUAGCCUUACGACGAGUAUCAACUAUUUAUCAGUAUACUCAUCCUUUAUCAUCAUAUCAAUAUCGAUUUCGAUCGAAAAAAUCAACAAAUGAUGAUGAAUCAAAACCAAAUUCAACUCAUUUUAAUGAAGAACUUUUAAAUUUUGAACGAAAAAAUAUCAAUACUCCGAAAAAUACAUUUAAAAAUAAAAGAAAUCUUACAAAUGAUAAUAAAUUAGAAAAUAAACAAUCGAUUACUAGUAAAACAUUAUUAUCAAAUGAUGAUAGUAAUCAAACAGAUGAUCUUCUACAAAGUUUAAAUGUUCAGAAUGUAAAUCGAAGAAAAAAUUAUGUUGAAGAACUUCAACGAUUAUCAUCGAGCAAUAAACUUAAUCUUGCUAAACCAUUUAAUGUAACAGAAAAAAAACAAAGAAGAGACGGAGAACAAAAUGCGCAAAAACAAAAACAAUCUCGUCCACAAGUUAUUCUUGAUACUGACUCAAAUGAAGUCAAGAUUUUAACACGUCAAGUUGCUGAUUCUUUAACACCACCAAGUACACCAAAUGAAAGUAGUAAUAUAGAACAAGAAUUACUUGAUGUUCUACGUGGUCAUCGAGUUGUUAAACAAAAACAAUACAAUGAACAGGAUAGAUUGCCAUUAAAAAAACGUAUCCGUCCAACAGCUGAUAGUAAUACUGAACAAACAACUGAAGCUUUUUCAUCUUUAUUACGUGAUAUUAAAUUAAAACCAACUCGUGGUACAUCGAAAUCAACACUUGACGAAGAUUUUAUUCGAGAUGCGGUAGAUGGAUCUAAUGUUCGACCACGAUUUAGUGAUAAUCAUGAGCAGAAACGUGAUAGUAACGAAUAUCGAAGACCAAUGCGUGAUACAAAACGUCGACAAGAAUUUAUGAAACCUCAUCAAUUAUGGAGUGGUCAACCAUUAGGAAUAUUUACUAAAGAAGAAGAUUUAACUUUAAAAAUUUCUCCAAUAUGGGAUAAAUAUGAAGAAGAUGAAAUAACAAGAAUAUCAGCCAUUCCACCACGAAAUGCUUUUGAAGAGAUGAUUCAAUGGACUAAAGAUGGAAUUCUUUGGAAAUUUCCAGUUGAUAAUGAACAAGAUAUUGGUUCCGAAGCGGAUAUUCCAUUUUAUGAACAUGUUUUAUUAGAACGUCAUCUACAAGAUUUUCCAAAUUCUCCAUUGAUUCGUCAAUUUAUGGAACUUGUUUGUGUUGGUCUAGGUCGAAAUCCUUACUGGACAGUUGAACAAAAACUCGAGCAUAUCAAUUGGUUUCGAAUUUUUUUUAAUGAAAAAAUGCAUGUUUUCAAUGAAACAGUUCAUACAGGUGCUAUAAAAACUUCUGCACAACCAUCUACUGCAAAACCUGUUUCAACAUUUAAACCAAAACCAGUAGUACCACCACCUGCACCUAAAGUUGUUCCUGUUGUUACUCCACCAGCACCUGUAAAAACAUCGACGACGGCGAGUAAAAAAUAA